AUGUUUACCUUCAAACUACCAGAAGACAGAGAGGUGAACAACAACCUGGAGAUGCAGGCCAAUAUGUGUACCACUGUCUCAGUGCCAGGCACUGCAAUCUUCUCCUCUUACCUCGGACAUCCCAGAGGGACGGGCUUCACAUCAAACCAGAGACCAGCCAUAUUCUACAGGCCCAGUUUGGACCACAUUGAUAACCCUCAAUUUGGACUCCUGUUAUCUGACAGUUUCACGACUCAAACUAAGCAGCACUACCAGCCUCACGUCCGGUCUGACUGCUGGGGGUCUUUACCAAACCUCAUUAACAAACCCAGAGACAGCGGCUUCUACCAGUUGAGGAUUCACCCAAAGGCAGAGACUGUGGAGGAAAAGACAGAAUACCAACAAUUUUUUGUACCACACUGUCAAACACCAAAAGUUUCACAGAACCGUGUGACUGUGACUCCAAGAGGAGAGAGUGGUUUCACAGAGGGAACAAACCUACAACUCAACACAUUUCAGGACAAAAGCUGCAUGGUUGAACCUCUCCAGACUCACACAGUGAUGAAAAAUGACUUCAUUCGGCCGUCAUUUCUGCAGGGCACUGAGGCGAGACCGAGCGUUUGCAGCAGCCAUUUCUCUCAUAAAACAGGAUUCAAUCGAGUUGCCAUCGCUCCUUUGACCUGCCGAGCCUCCCGCUUGCCCUCGCCACAGACUAAAAGCAAUGCACCAACUGCUAAGACCAUCGGAAAAAAGGAGCCAACAGGGUUUAUUCUCAAUGCUCCAAACAACCAGGCUUUGCCUAAGACACCUUUUGAUGGUUCACACUUUAACACACAUUAUAGAAGCACGUUCUGUCACGAUGUCAAUUGGGAAAAGUUUAAAUCUGGCCACACUAGUGCAGGAAUCGUCAGCGCAAAAAUGGACCACGGCUACAAUCGUCGGGACACGGACAGAUUCAUGUUGAGGGGUUAGAUCUCGGAACACCUGAGAUGGUACCUGCAAGACUUAUAAUAAAAUGUGGUUCUCUG
Molecule: messenger RNA, 1007 nt
Organism: Trematomus bernacchii (emerald rockcod)
Lineage: Eukaryota; Metazoa; Chordata; Actinopteri; Perciformes; Nototheniidae
Gene: saxo4
Product: protein phosphatase 1, regulatory subunit 32
Exons: 11
Coding region: 1-951 (316 amino acids)
Molecular function (GO): phosphatase binding
Source: RefSeq, a predicted model, not a curated record